AUGAAGAUCGAAGUCCAAAACGGUUGGAAAGUCUUUGGGAUAUCACCAAAGCAACCGAAUAACGUUGUGAUGUAUUGGGAUAGCAGGAAAAAAAAGAAGUUCGCAAUGGUUAAGCAAAUUUACCAGUUCGACAAUGGAUCAGGUGGAGUUGAACAGGCGGUUCUAGUGGAACCCAUCCUCGAUGUCUUUCCCAAAGCACUCGAUGGCCCUUCAAGGAACUUUUGGUAUUACCUUCACCUCAUGGGAUGUAUUGUAGGGGAGCUGAAAGUAAAUGUUACCUUCUUACUCAAUGUUAAUGAUGUGAAAGCGGUGGUUGCUUAUCGCAAAUUACCUCCUCAUACAUUUGGUUUGGCAAGAGGAGGUAUGAUACUCAAACCCAUCGACCUCUGA
Molecule: messenger RNA, 390 nt
Organism: Melampsora larici-populina 98AG31
Lineage: Eukaryota; Fungi; Basidiomycota; Pucciniomycetes; Pucciniales; Melampsoraceae
Exons: 1
Coding region: 1-390 (129 amino acids)
Source: RefSeq, a predicted model, not a curated record